Molecule: messenger RNA, 291 nt
Organism: Cucurbitaria berberidis CBS 394.84
Lineage: Eukaryota; Fungi; Ascomycota; Dothideomycetes; Pleosporales; Cucurbitariaceae
Exons: 2
Coding region: 1-291 (96 amino acids)
Source: RefSeq, a predicted model, not a curated record
AUGAAGCUAAGGCGAAAAAAGGCACAGCGUCCGCCAAAGAUGUCAUCCCUCACAGCGACGUACUCGUCUCCCACCUCCGCCGCGCAAACCUUCUCCUCCGAGCUGCCCGCCAUCUCCUCCACAGCUUCGACCGCAGGCCGCGUCGCAUACCUCGCAGAGCUCCAGACCUCAUUAAGGACGCUGCAAAGCGAUGUCAAUACCUUUUUGACGCAGAAGAUGGUCGAUGACAAGGCAGCGGAUGAUGCAAAGGCCGAGGAAACCUAUGGGGAGGAAGUUGUCGACGAGGAUUGA